AUGUCUGCUACCCUAACAGGAAUUGCUAGGCGCGUCUAUGCCGUAACAGGUGGUGCAUCUGGCAUGGGAGCGGCAGCCGUACGUGAACUUGCGCGUCAAAACGCCUCCGCCAUUUGGAUUGCAGAUUGGAACGACAAAGCAUUCAACCAUUUCACCGCUGAGAUCAAAAACAUCAAUAAUUCAACGAAAGUGUACACGACUAAGGUUGAUGUUUCUGACUCUAAAGCCGUCGAUGCAUGGAUCGAAAAGGUUGUCGAGGUUUCAGGUGGCCUCCACGGCGCCAUCAAUCUGGCCGGGCUUCCCCAAUCUGCUCCUCGGACGGAGGAAUUCACAAGUGGUAAAGUGCCAGCCAUUGUCUGUGAACCCGACCAUGAAAUCGACAAGAUCACAGCGGUCAACUGGAAAGGUGUCGUCUACUCCACUCGGGCAGAGGUCCGCGCCAUGCUGAAAAUGCCCAAGGGGAGCAACCCAGCGAUUGUAAAUAUUGCUAGUUUGGCCUCAAUAAACCAUGUCCCUGUAAUGUUUACAUACGGAGCAACAAAGGCCGCUGUCGCACAUUUUAGCGGUCAAGUCGCUGCAGACGUGGCUCGUUUCGGCAUACGUUGUAAUGCUGUCUCUCCAGCAAUGAUUAACACUCCAAUGCUUGAUACAUUUCUUGGUGGGAUGCAGAACUCUGAAGCAAUGAAAGAGGCAGGUAAAGGACUCGAACCGAUUGAGCCAGAACAUAUGGCGAAGGUGAUGGUCUGGUUGCUCAGUGACACAGCGUCGCAUGUUAAUGGUCUUAAUAUGCUUCUUGGAACCACUCCAUCGUAA
Messenger RNA from Bipolaris maydis ATCC 48331, 813 nucleotides. RefSeq lists its product as uncharacterized. The record is from RefSeq and is a predicted model, not a curated record. NCBI's taxonomy places the organism in Eukaryota, Fungi, Ascomycota, Dothideomycetes, Pleosporales, Pleosporaceae. Gene Ontology annotation, molecular function: oxidoreductase activity.